Molecule: messenger RNA, 2452 nt
Organism: Rhinolophus ferrumequinum (greater horseshoe bat)
Lineage: Eukaryota; Metazoa; Chordata; Mammalia; Chiroptera; Rhinolophidae
Gene: CCDC121
Product: coiled-coil domain containing 121
Exons: 2
Coding region: 114-1463 (449 amino acids)
Source: RefSeq, a predicted model, not a curated record
GCAAUGUUCUGGGCUGCGAACGAGGGUAGAUCUGCACCUGCCAGAAAGGGAAGAGCGAACGAGCGCCAGAGCAUCUUCCUGUCCCGACCUGGCUCGGGAGUCAACUAGUGGCAAUGGCGGGGAAGUGUAGAGUGUGGGAAGAGGACUGGAGUGGGCCAGAAAAAUUGGAGCUCAUGGUCUUAGGAUUGGGCCUGGGAAGGGCAAAGCUCUGGUUCCCAUGGAAACAAGAGGACCUAGGAUCCCAAGGGCAGGACCCCCACACUACGAAAAAGAGAGUGCGUUUCACUUUUCGCCCACCAGGAGCGGGGAACACAGCCUACCGAGAAACGAAGGCUAAGGUUUAUUCGGCGGAAGUUAAGCAGCCCAGGGCUGGACCGGCCAGGACUGGGUACCUACGGGGUUGCUGGGCAGCGCCCAGACCCGUUGAACACAGAACCGAGAAAUUGCGAAAAGUUUCCUCAGCGGGACGCUGUAUCCGUGUGUCGCAGUCCCCUGACACUAGCUCCUUGGCAGUCACCCUCAAUGAACUACAGCUAGACCUUGGGGAGAAACGCUGGGAUUCCAGUCGCAAGUUUGUUGAGGACUCCAGUGGUCCCCCUCCACCGUAUCUUAGUUUAAUAAAUAAUUUUUUUGAGCCAGAGAAGCUAACAAUGGCACUGAUGGGGCUUAAAGAAACGACAGUGGAAAUGAUGACGCUGGACAAGCAAAUAAAACAAGCUCAAAUUUGGCAAGAACCGCUAAUGAAGGAAACUUGGCAGCUACUCAGUGAAAAGUUACAUGUCCAGGCUGAAAAUAAAUUCUUUCUGGAAUACCUGACCAACAAAACUGAGAGGUAUAGAAGGCAAUUUGAGAAGCUGUGGAACAGCUAUUUGCAAAGAAGUGGGGAGACUGAACAAAGGAGACAAGAAUCAGCCUCCAAAUAUGCGAAACAAACAUCAGAGCUUAACACAGAGCUCUUGCAGAAGGGCAAGAUCCAAUCUGAUUUGAACCAGCAGUUGCAGGCAUUGAGGGACGUUUCACUAUUAAAGGAGAAACAGGAGAGAGCAAUGCAGACAUUAGAGGAGGAGAAAAGAAAAGUCCAAGCUGAGACAACUGGAAAGAAACAGGAAAUCCAGGUCCAGUACCUCCAGGAAAAAGCAUUACUGGAGAAACAACUGAGUGAGCCAGAUGUUAGGCAGUUGGGAAAGAGAAAAGGAAAGAAGCUUAACAGGAAGAUCCAGGCCUUAGAGUUGGCAGCAGAGAAUUAUACUUUUGAGUUGUACCGCAGUGUCCGCAGAGAGAACCAGCAGUUACAGAAGGAACUAUUGCAGCAAACCUGGCAAUGCCAGAAGUUGCAGACUACUCAAAGACAGUUCAAAACUCAGAAGCGGCAGCUGCAGCAGGAACAGUGGUAUGUGGAGGGCUUAAUCCGGGGGAGGCAACGACUGCAAGGCAUGCGCCAAAAACAAGAACCCCUCCCAUAGGCACCAAAAUCAAGGAUUAACCCACAGUAAUUCCUAAAAUAUCGCUGAUUAAAUAAGGACUAGAGCAAGUGUUCUUAGGUGCUGCAUAAACUUAGGAAGGCUUUUAGAUCUCAUUGCUAUGGUAAAAUAGCCAUCAUGAUGUUUUAGUGUGAAGGUUGGCUAAUAAAGAUGUCUACUUUCUGCUGUGCUAUGAAGGAAAUUAAAUAGGGUGAUGUUACAGAAAGUGUGUUCAGGUGGAAAAGACCUCUGACGUAAACUUCAGUUUGAGACUUGAAUGAGAAAAUGAAGUAUACAAUGCAAAUGGGGUAAAAAUCAUUCCAGGAAGAGGGAAGAGUGAAUACAAAGGCCCUAAAAUGGGAAUGAGCUUGGUAGGUUCAGAAAGGUAGUGUGGCUAACAUGUUGUUGGGGAAUAAUAAUCAGAGAACAUGGGUGGAGCAGAGGAAGAUGAGGCUAAAAGGUCAGCAGUAGGAACACAAAGCGCCUUGUAGAACAAGGAAAGGGAGUGACUUAGAUUCUAAGUGCCCUGGGAAACCAUUAGGCUUUUAGCACGUGAAUGAAGUCUGAUUUACAGUUUUAAAAACUCACUACAACCUUCUUACGUGGAGUGAAUCCAAGCCAGUAAAAAGCAGAAAAAAACAAUUAAGAAGCUCCUACUGUAGUCUAGGCAAGAGUUGAUGAUGGUUCCAACUGGGAUCGUAGAAAUAGAAGUGAAGACAUGGGGGGAGCAGACUAUUGGGUGAGGGAAAAAUCAAAGGUUAAGAUGAAGCAGAAGAAAAUGUUCUAAACUUUUCCCUUUGAAGGAGGUAAGCAGAAUAUAUUUUUUUGAUUGUUAACUGAUUUUGAAAAUGAAAUAUUUCAGACAUACAAAAAAAUAUAAAACUAUGACAAACUUACUAUACACCUUAAGAAAUAAGAACUUCCAAAUUCACUCGUAGUCCCUCUGGAUGCCAGCACUAUACUAAAUUUGGUGUUUAUCAUUCCUGUGCAUG